Messenger RNA from Salvia splendens (bonfire salvia), 495 nucleotides. RefSeq lists its product as uncharacterized. The record is from RefSeq and is a predicted model, not a curated record. The transcript is spliced from 2 exons. Lineage: Eukaryota; Viridiplantae; Streptophyta; Magnoliopsida; Lamiales; Lamiaceae. Bases 1 to 495 code for a protein of 164 amino acids.
AUGGUGCGAGGAAAAGAUCUGAUCAUUGCUUUUGGAAACGACUUAGGGAAUUGGGAUUGGAGACUUGAUGACGAUUCUAGGGAGGUGGCAGAGCUGUGUUCAUCAUGGAUGCUUGACAUUGGAGCAGAGAUGGGAGCAGGAGUGCUGAAGGCACGGAGUGUGUAUGCAGCGUAUCUGGUGUACAAACUGAGGGAGACAGCGGAGGGGUUGGAGAAGGUCAAGGGGAUAAUCAGGUUCGUGGAUGAUAAAUCGGAUAUGGAGGGUGCGGGAGAACGAGUGGUGCAUCUGCAUCCUGGAUGGAGGUGGAGAUUGGAUUCUUCUACGUUGGAAGAGAAGACGGAGCAGUGGAGGCGCGGUUGCUGGAGACCAAGAGAUGGAAAUGUGGGCUUAUUGUUCAAGGCAUUGCGUUCCGCCCUUGUUCUACCUAUCCACAAACACCUCUUCUUUCUACUAAAUUCAAGUCCACUCCAGUGUGGGCGUAGAUACACCUCUUGA